Molecule: messenger RNA, 1260 nt
Organism: Colletotrichum graminicola M1.001
Lineage: Eukaryota; Fungi; Ascomycota; Sordariomycetes; Glomerellales; Glomerellaceae
Product: glycosyl transferase family protein
Exons: 1
Coding region: 1-1260 (419 amino acids)
Biological process (GO): L-tryptophan biosynthetic process
Cellular component (GO): cytosol
Molecular function (GO): anthranilate phosphoribosyltransferase activity
Source: RefSeq, a predicted model, not a curated record
AUGGCCUCUCAGCCUCCUCCGGUCGCGGGGUCCGGCCACACCGCCGCCGCCCUGCCGCUCAUCGACAUCAAGCCCCUCCUCAAGAAGCUCUGGCCCGUUCCGGAGGCCGGCCUCAACGUCACCCCGGACGAGAUCGCCGAGGCCAUCUCCCACUUCUUCACCCACCAGGUCUCCGACGCCCAGGCCGCCUCCCUCCUCAUCGCCCUGCACUUCACCAAUCUCGACCGCCGCGCCGACGUCAUGGCCCGCUCCGCCUACGUCAUGCGCCGCGCCGCCGCCGCCGUCGACCUUGACGACCUCGCCGCCGUCAUCCGCCGCAAGGGCCUCGCCGCAGGCGCCUACGCCGGCGGCCUCUGCGACAUCGUCGGCACCGGCGGCGACGCCCACAACACCUUCAACAUCAGCACCACCGCCAGCAUCCUCGCCUCCGCCCUGCUCCUCGUCGCCAAGCACGGCAACCGCGCCAGCACCUCAAAGUCCGGCUCCGCCGACCUCGUCAACAACAUGCGGCCCCGCCCCCCCGUCCUCACCGCCGUCUCCCCCGCCACCGUCUCCGCCGUCUACUCGGCCACCAACUACGCCUUCCUCUUCGCCCCCGUCUUCCACCCGGGCAUGCGCUACGUCGCCCCCAUCCGCAAGGAGCUGCCCUGGCGCACAAUCUUCAACCUCCUCGGCCCCCUCGCCAACCCCGUCGAGGACAUCCUCGAGGCCCGCGUCAUCGGCGUCGCCCGCAAGGAGCUCGGCCCCGUCUUCCUCGAGGCCCUCCGCAUCGGCGGGUCCCGGAAGGCCAUGAUUGUCUGCGGCGAGGAGGAGCUGGACGAGGUCAGCUGCGCGGGGCCCACCCUGGUCUGGAGGCUGACCGAGACGCCCGACGGCAGCAUCGCGACGGACCACUUCCGCGUGCAGCCCAGCGACUUUGGCCUGGGGACCCACCCCCUCGACACCGUCUCGCCGGGCAAGGAGCCCGCCGAGAACGCCGAGAUCCUGCGGGGUAUACUCGAGGGCGAGAUGGCCGACGACGACCCCAUCCUUGAGUUCGUGCUCAUGAACGCCGCGACCCUGUUCGUGGCCUCGGGCAUCUGCGAGGCCGAGUCUAGCAGCAUGGGCCCCGGCGACGACGGCCAGGUCAUCACCGAGAGGGGACCUGGCGGAGGACGAUGGAAGGAGGGAGUGCGGAGAGCGCGCUGGGCCAUCAAGAGCGGCGAGGCUUGGAGGCAGUGGAGCGCAUUCGUCGACGUCACGAACGGAUUCAACGAGUAA